CUGAAGCAGGGACCCUGGUCUGCUGAGUGCCUGGCUCUCCCAGCGAAGGCUUCCAGUCUGGCGAGCGGGUCCCUACCCCUCUGUGCGGUCGCCAUGGACCUGUCUUUAAGCCGAGCUGACUAUAUCCAGGUGGGAGUGACCUCUCAGAAGACUAUGAAGUUGCUUCCUGCCUCAAGACAAAGAGUCAUGCAAAAGGUGGUUGUUGGAGAUCAAGAUGGCGUCGUGCUGUGCUUCGGCAUGAAGAAAGGAGAGGCCGUGCCAGUGUUCAAGACUUUACCGGGGCAGAAGAUUUCGAGGCUGGAACUAGGAGGGGUUCUCAACACACCCCAGGAGAAAAUUUUCCUGGCUGCAGGCUCUGAGAUUAGAGGCUUCACAAAGAGAGGAAAACAGUUUCUCACCUUUGAAACAAACCUCACUGAAAGCAUUAAAGCCAUGUACAUAUCCGGCUCUGACCUCUUUCUCAGUGCGAGCUACAUCUAUAAUCAUUACUGUGAUUGCAAAGACCAACAUUAUUACCUCUCUGGGGACAAAAUCAAUGAUGUCAUCUGCCUUCCCGUUGAAAGGUUAUCCCGCAUGACUCCAGUGUUGGCCUGCCAGGAUAGGGUGCUCCGAGUUUUACAGGGAUCCAAUGUGAUGUACGAAAUUGAAGUUCCUGGUCCACCCACUGUCUUAGCCCUGCAUAAUGGAGAUGGCGGUGACUCCGGAGAAGACCUUGUAUUUGGCACAUCGGACGGAAAGCUUGGGCUUGUUCAAAUCACCCCAUCUAAGCCAAUACACAAGUGGGAACUUCGAAAUAGCAAAAAGCGUGGAGGUAUCUUGUGCGUUGACAGCUUUGACAUCAUGGGUGACGGGGUUAAAGACCUACUCAUUGGGAGAGAUGACGGGACCGUGGAAGUGUACAGUUUUGAGAAUGCAAAUGAACCUGUGCUACGAUUUGAUCAGAUGCUGUCUGAAAGCGUCACAUCCAUCCAGGGUGGCUGCAUAGGGAAAGAUGGUUACGAUGAAAUCGUGCUGGCCACAUAUUCAGGCUGGAUCACAGGGCUGACAACGGAGCCCACUCAUAAGGAGAGUGGGCCAGGAGAAGAGCUAAAACUUAAUCAGGAAAUGCAGAAUAAAAUUGCUUCCUUACGGAGUGAGUUAGAGCACCUGCAGUUUAAGGUACUGCAGGAACGAGAAAACCACCAACAGUCUUCUCAGUCGAGCAAAGCAAAGUCAACAGUUCCUUCAUUUAGUAUAAAUGACAAGUUUACACUGAAUAAAGAUGAUGCCAGCUACAGCCUCGUCCUAGAGGUGCAGACAGCGAUAGAUAAUGUCUUAAUACAGAGUGACGUCCCAAUAGAUCUGCUUGAUGUGGAUAAGAACUCUGCUGUGGCGAGCUUUAGCAGCUGUGACACAGAGUCAAGCGACAAUUUUCUUCUUGCCACUUACCGGUGUCAGGCAAAUACCACCAGGCUGGAGCUCAAGAUUCGCUCAAUUGAAGGCCAGUAUGGCACACUGCAGGCGUACGUGACUCCGAGAAUUCAACCAAAAACCUGUCAGGUCCGCCAGUACCACAUCAAACCACUAUCACUGCAUCAAAGAACUCACUUUAUUGACCACGACAGACCCAUGAACACGCUGACUCUAGCAGGCCAGUUCAGCUUCGCUGAGAUUCACUCCUGGAUGGUGUUCUGCCUGCCUGAAGUUCCUGAAAAGCCUCCAGCAGGAGAAUGUGCGACAUUUUACUUCCAGAAUACCUUUCUGGAUACACAACUCGAAUGCGUAUACAGGAAAGGAGAAGGAGUUUUUAAAUCUGACAACAUUUCUACAAUAUCCAUCCUAAAAGAUGUGCUUUCUAAAGAAGCUACAAAAAGGAAAAUUAAUCUCAACAUAUCAUACGAGAUAAACGAAGUGUCAGUCAAGCACACUCUAAAGCUCAUCCACCCAAAGCUGGAGUAUCAGUUGCUUCUGGCUAAGAAAGUGCAGCUGAUUGAUGCCUUAAAGGAAUUGCAGGUUCAUGAAGGAAAUACGAACUUCCUGAUUCCAGAAUACCGCUGUAUUCUAGAAGAGGCAGAUCACCUUCAAGAAGAAUACAAAAAGCAGCCUGCACACCUUGAAAGGCUCUAUGGUAUGAUUACUGAUCUUUUCAUAGAUAAAUUUAAGUUCAAAGGCACAAACGUAAAAACUAAAGUGCCUGUUCUACUGGAGAUUCUUGACAGCUAUGACCAGAAUGCAUUGAUUUCUUUCUUCGAUGCCGCAUGAAGGAUGAACAAGGCUGUGAAAUACUUGACUUAGUGCUGUAGACUGGCCAGCGAAGUAAGCAGAGCUCGCUCAGACUGCAGGGAUCCCGGAUGGACGUCCUGGAUGUAACCAGAUGAGCUUUAAAGUGUUCAAGUGAAGAGUGAUGGCAG
Chionomys nivalis (European snow vole) is the source of this 2390-nucleotide messenger RNA. It is a transcript of the gene Bbs7, whose product is annotated as Bardet-Biedl syndrome 7. Bases 94 to 2241 code for a protein of 715 amino acids. Gene Ontology annotation, molecular function: protein binding. Gene Ontology annotation, cellular component: ciliary basal body; membrane; BBSome. NCBI's taxonomy places the organism in Eukaryota, Metazoa, Chordata, Mammalia, Rodentia, Cricetidae. The record is from RefSeq and is a predicted model, not a curated record. The transcript is spliced from 20 exons. Gene Ontology annotation, biological process: intracellular transport; non-motile cilium assembly; intracellular protein localization.